Messenger RNA from Exaiptasia diaphana, 3023 nucleotides. RefSeq names its product rhodopsin, GQ-coupled-like. The record is from RefSeq and is a predicted model, not a curated record. Lineage: Eukaryota; Metazoa; Cnidaria; Anthozoa; Actiniaria; Aiptasiidae. Gene Ontology annotation, molecular function: G protein-coupled receptor activity. Gene Ontology annotation, cellular component: membrane. The coding region runs from base 1043 to 2107 and encodes 354 amino acids. Gene Ontology annotation, biological process: G protein-coupled receptor signaling pathway. The transcript is spliced from 2 exons.
UAUGCUUUGCUUAAAAGCUGUUAUCCGAGAGAGUGUUUUGUCCACUAUGUAAAAGCGGUCACUCGCUAAUUGCAAAAAUAGUAUAUCUAAAAUACUCCUUUUUCCUAUCCAGUCAUCCCAUACAUUGAUAAUAUUUUACAAUAGGUGAACUACAACGAAUGUAGGUCAGUUUGUUUAAUGACUUAAAUAGAUAUGCACAAUCAAUGAAUCUUUAUUUAAAGCGAUCAGGAAAUUUGAAAAAAAAACUGCCCAAGAGCAAGUUUGACAAGUUUCGAUAUUAUAUCCUUUUUGUACGCUUCCUGAGAAUGAUUACAUUAAAUAUUGGAAUUGAAUUUUAAAUUUUAUUCCAAACAAAAUCAUAGUAGCUAAACAACAGCUACAAAGCAAUUUCCUAGGCCCGCUUGCAAAAAUCCAACAAAUCGAGUAAAAUUCUACAACUGUGUGAAAUCUACUUUGAAUCAAUGCAUUGAGAAUUUAAAAAAAUAAAUAAAUAAAAUAACUUUGAAAGUUCAUUUAAAAAAAAUUCAAUGAUGAAAAAUCCGUGACUCCACUUAUCAAUGAACUUCCUAGUGUUAUCGAAAACAAUCAUUUUAUUAUUAACGCCUACAUCGACGUUGUUUCAGGUUUCUUUGAGUUUAUAUUGUCAAUCUCAAAGUGCACCGGAUAACCCUGAAGACACUUAAAUUGAUAAUACGCUGAACAAGGAAGUUGAAUGCAAAAAAAUAUAUAUUGUUGGGAUAACAUUUUGGGAUUUGUUUAGGUAUAUGGGGCGAAUAUUUUAUCUUAAAAUGUAUGCUUUUGCUAUUGUGAAGAAGAAGAUUUCCUUGCCCUUGAGUAAGUGUUUAUUAUAAAUAAAUUGGCGGUCCUUUUAGGGGAGUUUUUCAAAGCGGUGUGGGAUUGUUGACAACUUCCAUAACUCAAGAAGAACAUUGAAAAAGACAAGGUAGAAGAUCUCCUUAGAUGAACUGAAAGCGCGAAGUGCCAUCUUACACGAUGUUCUGGAAGAGAGGUUAUUGAAACAAUUGUUAGGUUUAAUACAACAAUGGCGAGCAACAUUUCAAACACAACAAUGAAAAAUCCCAGCUUUCGCUGUUUCCAUCCUCAGUUUUCCAUUGAGUUUCAGUACCAGUACUUUAACACCACCCACUCCAUCCUUGCUCCUCUGAAUACACUGUGCGUUCUGUUGUCCGUCUUCGCAAACUCUCUUAUACUUCUGACUGUACGUAAACACAUUGGACUUCGAUCUCCUUCGUCUCUCCUCCUUUGUAGCCUGAACAUGAAGGACAUUGUCUUCGUAUCGUUCGCUGAAACAUUGCAAAUUUGUGAAUCAUUACUUCUGCUGACCAAAGAUGAUCUAUGUUACCGGUCAUUGUUGGGUUUGGUCUUGCUGUUCUUUGUGUUUUGCGGACGUUCAAUCGGUCUAUUGAGCAUGAUCAUGAUAUCAAUCGACCGCUGUUUUGCCAUUCACAAGCCUCAUUUCUACCGUAGGGUCUUGACAAGGAAGAGAGUGUUUGGUUUUGUAGCUGUAGUAUGGAUCACAAGCAUUGGAGUGAGCAGCUCUGCGCCUUUUCUCUCGCUCACGGAUCUCUCAUCGUUAAUGGUUGUGCUGUUUGGAAGCACAACUGUCGUGGUUACCCUUCUACAGAUAAUCAUCUACUAUGGAGUCAGGCAUCAACGAGCCCGUACUUCUGACAUGAGCUCGUCACAACUUAGACAAAUGGUCCUUGAACGAUCUGUUGCCAUUGUUGUGUUCUACAUCGUGCUUGGGUUAGCUGUGUGCUAUAUUCCCUUUUUGUCGUCUGUUGCUCUUAUUAUUUUCAACGGCCAAAACUAUGUGUAUUUUGGGAGAUAUUGGUUCCAAUUUGCCAUCUACGUGAACGCAAUAAUCAAUCCUAUUAUCAUGUUGAAGACAAACCGUGCUCUCAGACGAGCUGCACUGGAUAUCGUUACACAAUGCUUUGUAUGCUGUGACUGUCCUACCGUAAGGGAGUUCCAGUUGACGGAUGAAAGUAGUGGGAAUCAAAGGCGAGGAAGAUCAACAAACGGUACCCGUCCUCUACACCAAAACGAAAGAUCGACAGAUAUAUUGAAGGUUGAAGACAUCUAAAAGCCUUGAUAACGAUGCACAUUGAGUGAAACUGCUAGUAAAUUAAUGUUAGUAAAUUAGAACUAUUAGAAAGAAGCAGAAGCAGAAGCAACUGAAAUAAUACCCUGCGAGAAAGGAUUGUUUCAUCCCCUUCAACCAAGGGAAGGAAAAACAUUGAAACAGGACGGCUUUUUUUUUCUUGUUGCAAAAACUCCAAAAUCUAAAAGGUAAACCAUGUGAUCAGUCCGCGUGACUGACUUUAAUCUUUUUCUACGUACAAGUGCGUGGAAACAAUCCUCUUUUCGCAGAGUACUCAAAACAUCAUUAUAUUAACAAAUACUAUGAUAAGAAAAAAUAAGUAGUAUAGAACUGCCUAUGACUAGUGCUACCAGGUAAAAUAGAAUGCAAAUGUAACCGAAAUAUUUUCGUUUUAUGGGCGCUAAAAUCUGGAAUAGUCUCCUUGCUUUUAUUAAAAGUCUGAAUAAGUUCAAAUUGAAGACAUUGAUUAGGAGCAUCUCUCUCGAGAUUUUCGAAAAAGCAGACGAUAUUUUAGAUAUCGAUCAGAUUAUUAACGAGCUAAAAGCUUCAUACUAAGGAACACCUUUGUCAACAUUUUAUAAUUAUCGUAAUAGUUAUUUAAUAAUUUCCUAAUAUUACGUACUCUUCCUCGUAUCUCUUUUUUUCUCUUUUUUUAUCCUUGUAAAACUGUUAUGUAGCCUAACUGUCAAUUUUUGAAAAUUUUCUAUUAGUUUUCUCCCUUAUCGCCCUCGCCUCGAAUAGUCCUAGACUAUAUAUAACUGCGAGGACUGACUUCAUUGUAAUCAGCGUGAUUUAAUAAAUAUAAACUGUUGUUGUUGUUGACAUUAGUUUCCUUUGCUUACAAGACGACGUGUAUGUAAACAAAAAAAAUGAAAAAGUAAAAAACAUUUAAACAUGA